AUGUGUUUGACUUUCUUUUUGCUUGAUUUCCGACAGAAACAGAUCAGAGAUGGAUUAGAUCGAGAGAAAGAGGAAAAAGGAAAAAAAAACCAAACAAAAAGGAAAGGUUGAGAUCUGAAGGAAGGAAGAAAGAAGAAAAAAGAAGGUGGAAGCAGAUAACAUGUCUGCGAUUGUUUGCGGUAGCAAGAGAUCUCUGUUCGAGGAUUUGUCCGCCGCUUCUUCUUCGCCUCCCGUCUCCAAGAAACUCCGUUACUUUUCAUCCUCUUCUCCGCCUCGUUUUCCCCCUCCUCCUGCCUCCUCCUCGCUUCUCCUCGAUCACCUCGCCGCGAUUUUCCCCGAUAUGGAUAAUCAGAUUCUUGAGAGGGCAAUUGAGGAAUGUGGAGAUGAUAUCGAUUCUGCGAUUAGAUGUUUGAAUCAGCUUCGUUUAGAAUCAACCAAUAAGAACUCAGAACCAUCGAUCCAAGAAGAAGCUAAAGUUGAAGCUCCUCAGCAAGGGAAGGAGGAAGAAGUCUUGAACUUGGAUGGCGCCGAGUGGGUUAACCUCUUUGUCAGCGAGAUGAUGAGCGCUUCAGACAUGAAAGACGCUAAAGACCGCGCUGCAAGAGCAUUAGAAGCUUUGGAGAAGUCCAUCAACGCACGUGCCGGUGCAGACGCGGCGAUGCAGAGCAGUCUCCAGCAGGAGAACUCGAUGUUGAGGCAGCAGUUGGAAGCUAUCGUCCAGGAGAACGGUUUGCUUAAACGAGCGGUGGUGAUGCAACAGAAGCGGCAGAAAGAGAGUGAUGAUCAAAGCCAGGAGUUGCAGCAUCUGAGGCAAAUGGUUGCUCAGUAUCAGGAACAGGUGAGGACUCUUGAGGUGAAUAACUAUGCUCUCACGCUUCAUCUGAAACAAGCGCAGCAGAACAAUAGUUCUAUCCCGGGAAGGUUUCAUCCUGACGUGUUCUAAUGUGUUUGUCAGUAAGAGGAAUGCUUAUCUAAUUUCAGUUUCCAAUGUUUGUUGUAUGUUGUUCUUCGUUGGUUUGUGACUAUUUAUAUAAAUACAUGAAUUAUGGAAUGAUUUAUAGUUGGGGAAUAACAGUGUGUCCGAAGCAGUUGUAUU
This is a messenger RNA of Brassica oleracea var. oleracea, 1096 nucleotides long. RefSeq lists its product as uncharacterized. The coding region runs from base 161 to 943 and encodes 260 amino acids. The record is from RefSeq and is a predicted model, not a curated record. NCBI's taxonomy places the organism in Eukaryota, Viridiplantae, Streptophyta, Magnoliopsida, Brassicales, Brassicaceae. Gene Ontology annotation, molecular function: ubiquitin binding. The transcript is spliced from 2 exons.